This is a messenger RNA of Fonsecaea multimorphosa CBS 102226, 816 nucleotides long. RefSeq lists its product as uncharacterized. The transcript is spliced from 2 exons. Lineage: Eukaryota; Fungi; Ascomycota; Eurotiomycetes; Chaetothyriales; Herpotrichiellaceae. Bases 1 to 816 code for a protein of 271 amino acids. Gene Ontology annotation, cellular component: mitochondrion. The record is from RefSeq and is a predicted model, not a curated record.
AUGGGUGCGCGCCAGCUCUGGAGGUUGCGUCUCUCCUUGGAGAGCUUUCAGGCGCCAUGUCGGCACUGGUCAAGCUGUCAGCUCCGACCUUCGGGACACAGCAAGUGGGCAAAGAUCAAACAUGACAAGGGUAAGGCAGAUGCGGCGAAGAGCAGAGUCCGUACCCACCUAUCUGCGGACAUCAUUAUGGCUUCAAAGUUGGGCGGGCCUGAUCCCACCAUGAACUCCAGACUGGCACAUGCGAUCGCAGUCGCCAAAAAGGGCCAGCUCUCCAAGACUGCCAUCGAGAACGCCAUCGCAAAAGGACAGGGGAAAUCUCCAAGUGGCCAAGCCCUUGAAAAUGUCACCAUCGAAGCUAUGCUACCUCACGGCGUUGCGGCUAUGAUCGAGUGCCAGACAGACAACAAAGCGAGGACGCUGACAGAUAUCCGGUACAUCAUCACCAAAGCCGGCGGCACAGUCACCCCUACAGCAUUCAUGUUCGAGAAGAAGGGGCGCGUCUCGUUUGAAGAGCAGGAAAAGAUCAGUGUGGAAGAGGCGCUUGAGGAUGCUAUCGAGGCAGGAGCCCUGGACAUUGCUUCGGAAGAGAACAAGCUGGUGGUCGAGACAGAGCCCGGUGAUGUUAUAGCUGUUGCUCACAAGCUUCAGAGCAAGCUGGGAAUCCAAGUGGAAAAGGCAGAGGUGGUCUACAUGCCGAAUGAGGAUUCCAUGGUUACCCUGUCCGCGCAACAGGAGGAAGAGGUGCAGACUAUUUUAGACUCGUUAGAGGAAGACCCGAGUCUUCAGAAUCUGUAUAUCAAUGUUGGGCCUGCAUGA